AUGAUUGCGCAAGGACCGUUUCUGGUACUGGCAAUUCUUGCCAAUUUCGCAUUUGGUAACCGAGAAAGCCUCGAUGGCUACCGACAGGUUUGCAGUGGGAUGUACUCCAAGGAAGACUGGGGUGGAAAAGUAGACCCUUUCAUUUCAUUCAAUCUUAAGGAAAUUUCGGGGGAUGAGGGUGUCAGCGUAGCCGUCCUUGAUUUUCAGGACUACGAGCACCUUGGAAUCAAGAGCGGGGAGAGAACGUUUUACAUUUGCAGCGACACGGCGAUCGAAAAAGGGCUGUGCACUGAGGAACAUAAAAAUGAGUAUCUGUUUGAGGAAAUGAUAUUUGACAGCGAGACAGGCGAAAACAAAACACUGGCUGCUUCCAUACAAACGUUUUACCAAACCGAAAGUGGUUUGCACAAUCCCAAAUAUUUUGUAAAGUCUACCGGCUAUUACUGCGUGAUCACCCAUACCGAGAACAGCAACGCUGAUUUCGAUGCGGUGGUCAACUUCAGAAAUGCUUUUGGUCAAUUACCUGCUGCUGAAAUCAAUAACCUCCCUCUUUACGGAUUGCUGGCUAUCUUCUACGUUGUGGCUAUGGCGCUCUACAGCUUCGCGUUCUGGAAGCACAAGAACGAAAUUUUACCUGUUCAAAAGUAUCUGCUGGCCUUCUUUGCAUUUUUGACUGUGGAGCAGAUUUUCAUUUGGGCCUACUAUGAUAUCAAAAACGAGAAAGGCAACACAGCAGGCACCAAGGUUUACAUGGUUUUUGUAUCCAUACUGAGUGCUGGCAAAACUUCUUUCAGCUUCUUUCUGCUGCUGGUAAUCGCUCUGGGUUACGGUGUGGUCUACCCAAAGCUGAAUAAAAAGCUCAUGAGGCGGUGCCAGAUUUUCGCGGGGCUGAAUUUUUCUUUCAGUGUCGCCUAUAUGAUUCAAAACUACCUGACCAACCCAGAGUCCGUCACAUUACUGCCUCUGAUCACACUCGUUCCCGCAGCUAUCACAAUACUUGGCUUUUACUUCUGGAUUUUGAAAUCUAUGACCGAAACUUUGCGCUACCUACAGGAACAAAGACAAGUCGUGAAACUUAAAAUGUACAGAAGGUUGCUGUCUACAAUUUACUUUUCAUUGUUUGUCUUGUUCGCUGGUAUCGUCGUCACAUCUUUUGUGUUUAUCGGUAUGAAUUCGAUUGAAAUGGUCGAACAGCAUUGGAGAACGAGAUUUAUUGUUGACUUCUGGCCCUCUUUAGUCUACUAUUUUGUUUUCAUCACGGUAGCAUUUAUCUGGAGGCCAACAGACACAUCCUACAUGCUCGCUUGCUCGCAGCAGUUGCCCACCGAUCCAGAAAACGUCGCAGAUUUCGACUUGGAUGAUCUUCAAUCUUUGGAGGAACCCUCAAACCACAUCGACGACGACCUCAAUUUCUCAGACGAUGAAGACCAUCAACAGGGAAGGAAUUCACCUAGACAGAACAAGUAG
This is a messenger RNA of Lachancea thermotolerans CBS 6340, 1467 nucleotides long. RefSeq lists its product as uncharacterized. The transcript has a single exon. NCBI's taxonomy places the organism in Eukaryota, Fungi, Ascomycota, Saccharomycetes, Saccharomycetales, Saccharomycetaceae. The record is from RefSeq and is a predicted model, not a curated record. Bases 1 to 1467 code for a protein of 488 amino acids. Gene Ontology annotation, biological process: retrograde transport, endosome to Golgi. Gene Ontology annotation, cellular component: membrane; Golgi apparatus.